This is a messenger RNA of Theobroma umbraticum, 932 nucleotides long. RefSeq names its product protein LIFEGUARD 2-like. NCBI's taxonomy places the organism in Eukaryota, Viridiplantae, Streptophyta, Magnoliopsida, Malvales, Malvaceae. Gene Ontology annotation, cellular component: membrane. The record is from RefSeq and is a predicted model, not a curated record.
UUUCUCUUUCAUUUUAGCCUUACAACAUGGCAAGAGAUCAUGAUUCUGAUGACAAUGAGAAUAAAAGGAAAUGGGUCUUGAUGUUUAGCCUCUAUGCCAUAAUCUCCUUGCAGUUUCUCCUCGCUGUUUCAGUUGGAUCAGUAGUUAUUUCGAAUUCCAGGAUUCCUCACUUUGUGCUCCACACUGCACCAGGCCUUGCCAUCUAUAUCCUCUCCAUAGUCUUUUGCAUCAUAAUUCAGUGUGUGCUUCUUGAUCUUCGAGGACGUUGGCCCUGGAACUAUAUUCUUUUUAUAUUAUGGACCAUUUUAUUUGCCUCUACUGUGGGACUCUCUUGUUCCUACUCAAAUGGGAGAGGAAAAGCUGUAUUAGAGACCAUAAUUCUGAUAAGUGUUGUGGCUGUGGUCCUAGGACAUCACUCGUAUUAUUCAAUGCACACAGAGCGUGAUUUCAGCUUAUGUGAACUCUUAUCAAUCAGUGUCUUCCUGGUGGCUUGUGUUUAUAUUCCCAUUCAGGUCUUUCACCCUUUUGCAAAGCUAUCAAUAUCAAUAUAUGCUUUCCUGGUUGCAAUUGCUUUCGCCGGUCGUAUGUACAUUGCUGAAACUUUUUUUAUCAACAACCAAUUUGACGAUCCCAUUGGCGCUGCGGUCAUUGUUCAUCUCAUCUUUCUCAUGAACAAUCCUAAUCGAGAAGAACUCACCAGCCGUCGAGCAAUCAGGGUGCCUCUGAGGAACCCUUAACAUCAUAACUGAUUAUGCCUUAUGUGAACUUGUUUUCUUGCAGCUUCUCAGAAGUGUUAAAACCAAAUAAAAACUUGUUAACUUUUGCUUACAUUGUUCUGUAUUAUAUUCUAUAUCGGAUUAGGUAGGAAGUAGCUGAAGCAUGAAACUGUACACUGAGCUUUAUUUAUCCGUAAAGCAGCGGAUGGCUAAUGU